AUGGGGCCUCCAGAGCUGUCUUUAUGGGGCCUCCAGAGCAGUCAAUAUGGGGCCUCCAAAGCUGUCUUUAUGGGGCCUCCAGAGCUGUCUUUAUGGGGCCUCCAGAGCUGUCUUGAGCCUCCAGAGCUGUCUUUAUGGGGCCUCCAGAGCAGUCACUGUGGGGCCUCCAGAACCGUCACUAACCGCCACUGCGGGGCCUCCAGAGCCAUCACUGUGGGGCCUCCAGAACCAUCACUGUGGGGCCUCCAGAGCAGUCACUGUGGGGCCUCCAGAACCAUCACUGUGGGGCCUCCAGAGCCAUCACUGUGGGGCCUCCAGAACCAUCACUGUGGGGCCUCCAGAACCAUCACUGUGGGGCCUCCAGAGCCAUCACUGUGGGGCCUCCAGAACCAUCACUGUGGGGCCUCCAGAGCCAUCACUGUGGGGCCUCCAGAACCAUCACUGUGGGGCCUCCAGAGCCAUCACUGUGGGGCCUCCAGAACCAUCACUGUGGGGCCUCCAGAGCAGUCACUGUGGGGCCUCCAUAAUCAUCACUGCAGGGCCUCCAGAACCAUCACUGUGGGGCCUCCAGAGCAGUCACUGUGGGGCCUCCAGAACCAUCACUGUGGGGCCUCCAGAGCCAUCACUGUGGGGCCUCCAGAACCAUCACUGUGGGGCCUCCAGAGCCAUCACUGUGGGGCCUCCAGAACCAUCACUGUGGGGCCUCCAGAGCCAUCACUGUGGGGCCUCCAAAACAUCACUGUGGGGCCUCCAGAGCCAUCACUGUGGGGCCUCCAGAACCAUCACUGUGGGGCCUCCAGAGCAGUCACUGUGGGGCCUCCAUAA
Knipowitschia caucasica is the source of this 825-nucleotide messenger RNA. The record is from the annotation of a GenBank genome assembly. NCBI's taxonomy places the organism in Eukaryota, Metazoa, Chordata, Actinopteri, Gobiiformes, Gobiidae.